AUGCCGGAUCUUACCCAAGACAAGAAGCUCGGCGCCCCAGAGGUUGAAAACCCAUACCUUCAGGCGGGCGGAGGUACAGCUUCGGCAACAUCGACAGCCCGCCACGUCGACAACCUAUCGCCGCUCCUCACCCAGUAUCUCAGGACUGUAUACACCGACAUCUCGAAGCACUACGAUUUGACGACAAAGGAAGGGCAACUGCGCUGGCUCACCGAAGAGCAGCAAUGCUCUGGAAAGGAUGCAGAGCUUCUGGCGGACGGGUCCUUUUCACACUUUGCAAACUACUUCAUGUCAGACUCCGCCAGUGUCAUGAAGCCACCGCUACCACUAGACGAGUCAUACCCAAUUUCAAACUACUUCAUCUCCUCGAGCCACAACACAUACCUCACUGGCAAUCAACUCUCAAGCGACGCGAGUGUUGAUGCCUACAAGAACGUCUUGAUGCGCGGAUGUCGCUGCGUCGAGAUAGAUGUAUGGGAUGGAGAAGUGCUCUCCGACUCAAGCUCGGACGAGGAAGCUGCCAUGGGUAACCCAGGAGCCGACAGUUUGAGGAAGGAAAAGAAAAAGUCAAAGUCAGGCCUCAGCAUUCGCAAGAGGUUGGCCGCGAAGUUUAGUAAGAAGGAGGAGCCCGAAGAGAAGAGUCACGAAGCAUCCCCGCCGCCUCAGGACGGCAUGCAGAAGAUUGAGCCCUGGCACUCGGCCUCCUUCACACAGCGAGCCGAGCCCAGGGUGUUCCACGGUUACACUUUAACCAAAGACAUGACAUUUCGAGCUGUGUGCGCAACUAUUCGAGAUUACGCAUUUACAGUGUCAAAUCUACCGCUGAUUGUCAGUCUCGAGGUCCACACCUGCCCAGAACAGCAAGAGAUUAUGGUUGAAAUCAUGAAUGAAUAUUGGAAGGGCAUGAUGCUUGAGGAGCCGUUGGAGCCAGCGCAAGACCUAGACAGCGUCCAUCUACCCACGCUCAAAGACUUGGAAAAGAAGAUACUUGUCAAGGUCAAGCGCGGCCAUACCACUCCAGUGGCUCCUACAUCACAACCAGCGACAACCGAUGCAUCGCGACCGCCUCUGAAACAUACCGAAAGUGCAGCUUCCGUCAACUCGGGAACAUCAUCAGAAGUCGGUCCGGAUGGCGAGAAGAAGCCCCCAGCGCCAAAGCCCAAAAUUAUCAAAUCUCUGUCAAAACUAGGUGUCUACUUGGCUGGUUAUUCAUACAAAACUCUCGAUGCACCAGAGGCAAAAAUCCCCACCCACAUCUUCUCGUUGUCAGAGGGGACGCUGAUGGAGGUUCACGAAACUGACCCCGAAGGUCUCUUUGGUCAUAACAAGCACUUCUUCAUGCGCGCAUAUCCAAAGGGUCUCCGGCUGACUUCAUCCAACUUGAACCCCUCCGUCUUCUGGCGGGCGGGUGUACAAAUUGUGGCUCUCAACUGGCAACGCUGGGAUGUUGGCAUGAUGCAAAACGAAGCCAUGUUUGCGGGCACCGCUGGAUGGGUUCUCAAGCCUGAAGGAUACCGCAGCACGAGCAACGCCGCAACACAGAAGACUGCCAUUCCUCACCACGACCUAGACCUGAGCAUCGAGUUCCUAGGCGGACAAGACAUCCCGCUACCCCCCGAGGAAGAUGACCCCAAGGAUUUCAAACCAUACGUCAAAGUUGAACUGCAUGUCGAGUCGCACGAAGAGCGCAACGCCGAGCCAGUCCCAGGCAAUGGAAGAAGCCAAAAGGGUGAUUACAAACAGAAGACCAAGACAUCGAGAUCCCCAAACCCCGACUUCGGCCGCGAAGUCAUCAAAUUUGCUGGCGUGCCUGGCGUGACGGAGGAAUUGACAUUUGUCCGGUAA
Molecule: messenger RNA, 1845 nt
Organism: Pyrenophora tritici-repentis Pt-1C-BFP
Lineage: Eukaryota; Fungi; Ascomycota; Dothideomycetes; Pleosporales; Pleosporaceae
Product: 1-phosphatidylinositol-4,5-bisphosphate phosphodiesterase 1
Biological process (GO): phosphatidylinositol-mediated signaling; release of sequestered calcium ion into cytosol; lipid metabolic process
Molecular function (GO): phosphatidylinositol-4,5-bisphosphate phospholipase C activity
Source: RefSeq, a predicted model, not a curated record